AUGGCCUCGCAGCUCAGUGAGCACUGUUUCACUGCUGUCUCCCACUCCGGCACUCCAGUUGGCCAUCAGGAGGAGAUCGCUAACGUACAGACAUAUGUAUCUGAGCCUACAAACGCAUCCGAGUCCAAGAACUAUAAUAGUCGUAUGAUUUCUCAGUUUGACCUGUCCACAGGGUUCACAGUGCUCGGCCUCGACUACUUUUUUGGAGAACCUAUGCAUGAAUGCAUGAAUAGGCCGGGUUUCGACAGGCUGGCGUGGAUAGAAAAGGCAUUUAGUAACGCUAAUACCCAUAUCUGCCCAUGGGCUGACGCUGUCGUGAAGAAAUACGGCCCAGGCUUGAAAUACUGUGCUGUUGGCUUUUGCUUUGGCGGGCCGCAUGUACUCAAUCUUGCCAAGAGCGGUGGCUUAAUUGUCUGUGGUGCUCAUAUUCUAGCCUUGUGCCGCGCAAUCGCUCACCCUGCCACUCCCUCCGAGGAUCUGACGGAGAUCGACGAAUGCACCGUCCCGAUGCUGUUUUCCUGCGCUGAGACCGACCAGACGUUCCCCAGAGAGACACGUCGGAAGGUUGAAGAUAGGCUUGUCGAGCAAAAGAAGACGUACCACUUCCAGAUUUUCAGCGGUGUGAAACAUGGAUUUGCGGUCAGAUGUGAUCCGAACGUGGAGAACGAGCGAUGGGCAAAGGAAGAGUGUCAGCGUGGCAUGGUCGCAUGGUUCAAGCGUUUCACAGCCUAA
This is a messenger RNA of Suillus subaureus, 732 nucleotides long. RefSeq names its product dienelactone hydrolase family-domain-containing protein. Bases 1 to 732 code for a protein of 243 amino acids. The transcript is spliced from 7 exons. Gene Ontology annotation, molecular function: hydrolase activity. The record is from RefSeq and is a predicted model, not a curated record. NCBI's taxonomy places the organism in Eukaryota, Fungi, Basidiomycota, Agaricomycetes, Boletales, Suillaceae.